UAUUAUCUUAUAUAAUGCCAAGGUAGUCUCUAUAGGCUAAGUGUACUUAGGCUUGCUCGUCGGGGCCGGGCAGUGGGGGAAUUUUGAAAUGUCCCAAUAGUAACUCUAGUCCGGUGGCACAGGUCGAGGCACAAGCUCCAGGCUGACGAGUCGAAGUCAAUUCACUAUCUGGUUUGUUUGAGUACAAACAGAGGUCAUCAGCGGCUGACUGUUUCUUCAGGGUCGAAGUUCAGUCCUGUCGACGAUUGCUGAGACGUUCGCUCACUCCGACGAUCACGAUGGAAGGUGUGCAGAAGUUUUCGGGGAAAUGGAAGCAGUACCAGGCUGAAAGCCUUGAAGACUUCAUGAAAGAAAUGGGUAUGAACUUCAUGGUGCGGAAAUUGGCCCGUACAGCCAACCCGGAGAUGACGAUAGAGAUCGCUGACGGCGUGAUGACGAUUAGCACGACCGCCGGCUUCAUGUCCCGAGUUAACAAGCUCAAACUAGACGCGGAGAGUCAGAUGGAGGACGAAGGUGUCCUCAUGAACUACACGGCAAAUAUGGAGGAUGGGAAGCUGAUAACGACCCAGGAACCGGUGGAUAAGAAGAGGAAGAAAGUGACCGUCUACAGAGAGAUUACAGACAGCGGGGAUCUUCUACAGACAAUGUGCAUAGGCGAUGUCGUAUGUAAGCGGUGGUUCAAACGGCUUGAGUGAUCUUGAAUACUGUGACUUUUUUACACCUCAUACAUACCUGGACUAGUUGAUUGUGAUCACCAUUGUAACAUGUACAUAGACUGAAUGAUUGUGCGUUAUCUCCCUUGUCAAGAAGACAAGUUUGAGGCUGUGUGGAGUUAUUCCCCUUGACUGGCGCCGCCUGCUAUCUGUACUCCAUGUAUUUCCACGGGGCACCGUGUACCGAAUAGAACUUCUGUCCACUUCACGACUUUACUAUAGAUGCAUUUUGUGAAGAAAUUUCAACUUUUCUUCCAGUUGCGUGGAAGUCUCAUUAAUUUGUUUAUUCUGCAGACCUAAAUGUUGUUUGCCACGUCAUUAAUGGGUCCCCCGGAAGAAGUUAUGACUUAUUAGAGAGAGAAAUGAAUCUUCAUUUCCGCAAUGAC
Messenger RNA from Liolophura sinensis, 1099 nucleotides. RefSeq names its product fatty acid-binding protein 9-like. Gene Ontology annotation, molecular function: lipid binding. Bases 279 to 695 code for a protein of 138 amino acids. The transcript is spliced from 4 exons. NCBI's taxonomy places the organism in Eukaryota, Metazoa, Mollusca, Polyplacophora, Chitonida, Chitonidae. The record is from RefSeq and is a predicted model, not a curated record.